AUGAAGGCCAUCCGGCGCUCCUUGAAGGGGGAGAAAGAUCCCAAGCAUCAUCACCACCAUAUCUCCAUCACUCCCAAGUCGGCGAUUGCCAUCCUGCCGCCAAAGAAGGUAAUCAAAGCGCUCUACGAUUACACCCCCGAACCCGGUACCACCCAAGAAUUGGCCUUUAGCAAGGGCGACUUCUUCCACGUUAUCAGCAGGGAGGACGAUUCAGACUGGUACGAGGCGUGCAAUCCACUCAUCCCUAGUGCCCGAGGGCUCGUUCCUGUCUCCUUCUUCGAGGUCAUCGGCAAAAACGAAAGGGAUAGUGGGGGGUCCGUGGAUCUACAUAAAAAGGACCACCACGAUUCUGGUUUCUCCGACCGCAGUCCCACCUCCGAUUCUUCUACAAACACCACCCGACAAGGCGCUUUCAGAAUGUCUGCCCUCGGAAAGGGCCAAGGCGCCAUGGUCUACGGCAUUGUCCAGUAUGACUUCCAGGCCGAGCGACCCGAUGAGUUGGAUGCGCGCGCGGGCGAGGCCAUCAUUGUUAUCGCCCAGUCCAACCCGGAGUGGUUUGUGGCCAAGCCGAUCGGUCGUCUCGGUGGCCCAGGCUUGAUCCCCGUCUCGUUCAUUGAAUUGCGCGAUAUGCAGAGUGGUCAGGCUGUGACUGAUCCACUGGAGGCGGUGCGCCGUGCUGGUGUGCCCAAGGUUGAGGAGUGGAAGAAGAUGACCGCAGAGUACAAGAAUAGCAGCAUCACGCUGGGUAAACUUGAACCCUCUGGCGGUGGCGUUUUCGCGGUGACUUCGGGCAUGGACAAGAUGUCUAUGGGCGGAUCGCACCAGAGCGCCAGCCACAUGAGUCAGAAUGGCAACACCUAUGGAUACCACCAGCGCAAUGCCAGCAAGGGUACUAUUGCCGGCCAAACCUCCAUGCAAGGCUAUCAACAGCCCCUCCUCGCGCCGGUCGCCGCUUCGAUCCCGCGAUACUGCUUCGAUAACGACAAAUACUGGUACAUUAUCGAGGCGAAGAUGGAGGACGGCCGGUGCUGGGAACUGUCGCGAUACUACCACGACUUUUACGAUUUCCAGAUCGCCCUACUCACUCAGUUUGAAGAUGAAGCUGGCAACCGUGGCCGCCCUCGCACCCUGCCUUUCAUGCCUGGCCCCGUCACCCACGUCACGGAUGCCAUCUCCAACGGCCGUCGCCAGAACCUCGACGAAUACAUCAAGAAGCUCCUCUCCAUGCCUCCACACAUUGCCCGCUGCCAACUAGUACGGCAGCUAUUCGCACCGCGUCAGGGCGACUUUGAAAUCGACCCCAGCGCUUUCGGCGAGGAGGCGCGCUAUUCGGAUCAAUCGCACCACUCCUCCUCUGGUCUGGAGCCUUCGCAAAGCGUGUCUCGCCAGUCUUCGCAGGCGCCAAUGAACGGCGGACCUGACCGCGCAUCGCAGCAACGCGCUCAAGGCGCCCCCGCCACAUAUGCCAAUGGCGGACCUCCCCCAAUGAACCGCCAACCUAGCUCCCUGACUCAGGUGUCGAGCACAUCCAACUCGAGCGCCAUGAAGGUCAAGGUGUUCUUCCAGGAUGACUUGAUUGCCAUUCGCAUUCCGAAUGGCGUCAGUCUGCAGCACCUCAAGGACAAGCUGUGCGAUCGACUUAAGAUUCAGGAAGAUAUCAUCGUGCAGUAUCGCGAUGAGGCUUCAGGGACUUACGUCGACUUGGUGUCAGAUCAAGAUCUGGAGAACGCGAUGCAGCGCAACACCAAGUUGACAUUGUUUGUCAACAUCGCAUAA
Penicillium subrubescens is the source of this 1776-nucleotide messenger RNA. Its product is annotated as phosphatidylinositol-3-phosphate-binding protein BEM1. Bases 1 to 1776 code for a protein of 591 amino acids. Lineage: Eukaryota; Fungi; Ascomycota; Eurotiomycetes; Eurotiales; Aspergillaceae. The transcript has 4 exons. Gene Ontology annotation, molecular function: protein binding; phosphatidylinositol binding. Gene Ontology annotation, cellular component: mating projection tip. Gene Ontology annotation, biological process: conjugation with cellular fusion. The record is from RefSeq and is a predicted model, not a curated record.